Tribolium castaneum (red flour beetle) is the source of this 2010-nucleotide messenger RNA. Its product is annotated as protein bunched, class 2/F/G isoform. Gene Ontology annotation, biological process: regulation of transcription by RNA polymerase II; negative regulation of apoptotic process; positive regulation of cell population proliferation. NCBI's taxonomy places the organism in Eukaryota, Metazoa, Arthropoda, Insecta, Coleoptera, Tenebrionidae. Bases 168 to 1166 code for a protein of 332 amino acids. The record is from RefSeq and is a predicted model, not a curated record. The transcript is spliced from 6 exons. Gene Ontology annotation, cellular component: cytosol; nucleus.
GCGCGCGCGCUGUCACGCAGUUGGUCGCCGCUGGUGGCGCAAUGUGCUAUGUCUUCUUGUGUCUUGUCAGUUUUUCUGUCAGUAAUGUAGUGAUGGUGUUGGUGCUCAAUUUUUGCGUCAAGUAGGACCGUUUGGGCACAAGUAACCCCCUGAAGUAACAAAUAACCAUGUCCACCAAACAUAAACACGAGAAGAAGACCAACGUAAUCAACCGAACAACCAGCGAGACCCUCCGCCUUGGGGAAGUCCAGCCGGUGCCCAGCCUGCCCCAGGUCUCCCGCAAGAAGAUCCAGAACUCGUCGAGCUCGUUCCAGAUCACGGCGGUGACGAGGACCGAUGGGGACGACUCGGCGGACGACCUGGACACGGACGACAUCUCCAGAGUGACCGACAACGAGACCCCCAGCUUCUCCGAGGACUCCCGAGACACGGACGACCACCACUCGGAGCCGGCCGCCGUGGAGCCCAUGCAGGUGGACUUCAAGCCCAAGCCGGCGCCGGCGGAGCCCAUGCAAGUGGACGUCAAGCCCAAGCCGGCGACCGAAGAGCCGAUGCAGGUGGACGUCAAGCCGAAACCGCCGGAUGAGAGGUUCAAGAUUGUCAAAGUGCCGAGCACUUUGCCCCUCUCCAGGGGCCGCUGGGUCUGCGUUGACUACUUCGACGAGGCCGCCGAAACGGGGCUCAAGCCCGAACACUCCUCCACAUCACAUCCAGGCGAUGCUUAUUCAUCCCAUUUUGCGAUGCAACCGAAUUUAAACGUUGCUACGAAACCUGCCGGGACAAUGAAGGGUUUUCCUCAGGGCUUUUCUUCUACUUUGGCCAGCAAUGGUGCAGAUACCGCCAGUUUCACCGACCAGGAAAUGGCUCAAGCUCAACCUCAAGCUGCCAAUCAACCAUCCACUGGGCAAAAGGGCGAUAUUCUGUCCGAUAUUAAAGUUGCCUUAACGUCUGCGCCAGCUACCAACUCGAGGUCAGCUCCCAAUAACAACAACAUUGAUAGGAAGAUCGAAGAAGCUUUGGACGCCGUGAAGACACAUUUGAUGCUGGCGGUGCAUAAGGAGGUCGAUUUUUUGAAGACUCGGGUUAGUACACUGGAGGGGCGCGUCAACGAGCUAGAAAUUGAAAAUUCGAUUUUAAGAGUUAACUACCUAUUGUUUAAGUCUUAAAGGAGGUAUUUUGCGUUUGCAUGAUCUCAUUUUCAAUUGUUAUUCCUGUUUAAAGGAUACAUUUUACUGUUAAUUUGUACCUCGACAAUACUUGGAUUUCAUGUAUAGGUGAAUCAUCGAUGUUCAGUGCGAUCGUUUGAUGUUUUUAGGAGUGAUCGCAUUGAAAUGUUUCAGAAUUUUUAUCGUACUUUGUAUUUUUUUAUCCAUCUUCCUGGCAUCGGCUAGGAGUUCACUGCUUGAGACAAAUCAACAUUUCCUUGCACAUCAUUAUUUACCGUUCAUGCUGUGCCAGUAAGAUGGACUCGAACUUCUGUCCAAAAGUGAAACAAGGAAUGAAUUUAAAAGGGGUGAUAUGGAAUGUGAUGUUAUGUUAGAUUUUUUAACGUAGAUGGGUAUGACAAUACCGGUGGACUGGUUUUUGUGUAACUGCAUGAAAUGGUUUCUAACUUGAUAAAAGGGGUGUGCGUAUAUAAAGCUUUAUGGUAGAGUAUACCAAUAAUGGCUGUGCUAGGAAUUUAGAAUACUCUCAAGAGUAAGUCAAACCUACUUUAUUUCGGAAAUUUUCUAUUUUAACAGUAUUACAACCCUCAACAUUUUAUGUAUCCACCGUGAAAGCACCAUUUAGGCGCUAAUGGCUCUUUCACUACAAUUUUUCCUAACAGGGACACCUCUCAUUUGACAUAUUAGUGAGAUUUUUUGUUAUUUUUCAUAUUGAUUUUAUUUUAUUCGUUAUGUACGUUAACGCAGAUGCUCGGUCAUCUUUUGUGCCAUAUUCUUUCAUCAGCAAUCGAAAAGAAUGACCAUUUUUUAUUUGUGUUCUCUUUAAUAAAUACUUUAAAAUGUA